AUGCGGAGCGACAACGCCCCUCCCAGCGGCAGCUGCCACCUGAGUGAGGUCCAGCAGCAGUCCGCCACGGCACUAAAGGAAUCCAUGCAGAAGGGCCGUUUUGUGGCGUACUACACGCAUCCAUACCGUCUGCCACUCAGUCAGAGUGCGGCAGUGCGGGCGCCUGAAAAGUUGCCGCGUGAUGAGGCGACGAUCGCGCCAGGGGACUUUUCGUUUCUCCCUUACCCCACGUAUUGUGGCUUGACAACUGUUGACAAGGUGCUCUACAAGCAUUGUUUGAGCCUUGAUAUUCCUUCGUAA
Molecule: messenger RNA, 300 nt
Organism: Trypanosoma conorhini
Lineage: Eukaryota; Euglenozoa; Kinetoplastea; Trypanosomatida; Trypanosomatidae
Exons: 1
Coding region: 1-300 (99 amino acids)
Source: RefSeq, a predicted model, not a curated record